AUGUUGCUCUCCGCUAUUGUCUUCGCAGUCUCUCUGCUGGUGUCGGGAAUCCAAGCCCAAAGCUUCGAUCCUCAAUCUGUUCCUGACGAUCUGAAACUUUCAUGGUGUGAUGCCCAACUGGCGGCUUGCCCUAAGGUUUGCAAGAGUUUUGCAUCCGUCAACAAGUGCGAUGCGAAUGAUUUGUCCUUCACGUGCACCUGUGGGGACGGCAGCACCCCAGACCUCACCAAAUAUAUGAACACGAUCCCCUACUUUAUCUGCACGGCGACCUAUGGGCAAUGUGUCAAGAGCCACCCCGAUGACUUGUCUGGGCCAGAGAGCCUGCAAGACGAACCAAACAAAGUGCUUGGGAACCAUAGACCCUCUCAAGUCUGCGUCAACCACGAGCCAGAUUGGGCAAACCAGCGCGGCCAAACCCACGGGCAAACCCACCGUCACACCCACGACCACGAGCGAGCCAGCAGCCACAACCACCGAUAA
This is a messenger RNA of Histoplasma mississippiense, 480 nucleotides long. RefSeq lists its product with no specific name. NCBI's taxonomy places the organism in Eukaryota, Fungi, Ascomycota, Eurotiomycetes, Onygenales, Ajellomycetaceae. The coding region runs from base 1 to 480 and encodes 159 amino acids. The transcript is spliced from 3 exons. The record is from RefSeq and is a predicted model, not a curated record.